Neurospora tetraspora is the source of this 2385-nucleotide messenger RNA. RefSeq lists its product as uncharacterized. The transcript is spliced from 3 exons. Lineage: Eukaryota; Fungi; Ascomycota; Sordariomycetes; Sordariales; Sordariaceae. Bases 244 to 2265 code for a protein of 673 amino acids. Gene Ontology annotation, molecular function: ATP binding; protein kinase activity; protein binding. The record is from RefSeq and is a predicted model, not a curated record. Gene Ontology annotation, biological process: protein phosphorylation.
CGGAGAGCCCUCCCCUUUGAGGUCAGGUACCAAGAAAAGUGUCUAGUAGCACAGGGAGUUGCUCGUGGAACUCUUCGGAUUGUCAGACAAUUCAAACUGAGAAGCCCAGAGGCUCUUGUUUUUGCAAAAGAGCAGGUCCUUGCCAUCACAAAGCCAAAGUUUGCAUACCACUUCCUCCAGUACCUGCAAGUUUUCCAGACUAAUGACCGCCAAGAGAACACUGGUAUUCCCCAGCUUCACCUCAUGACGGAGGACUUUGCCCUGGGAGACCUUCAGUCUUUCAUCACGACCAAUGGGUCCAUACGGGAAGAGGAAGCAAGAACAAUCAUGCGUCAAAUCUGCAAUGGUCUAGGUCUCCUGCAUCUGGAAGGUCUUGCCCAUGGCGAUUUGCAAUUGUGCCACGUUAAUAUCGUCCGUCUUCCCGAACAAAGCACCGUUCAACAGCACAGAGAGUGGCGCGUCAAAAUUGGGGGAUGCAGACUUCAUUACCCAAUGUCCCCCAUCAGCUACGGCAGUCCCGAGAAUUUCAUCAAGACUGUUGCCUAUGGAAACCUCUCCUUUCUAUCCCCAGAGAUUCUAGGGGGUUACACACUGAGAAAACCUUCAACCUUUGAAGGAAUCAAUGGUAUACAAGCAUUCGACGUUUGGGCAGCAGGAGAGGUUGCCGCUCAAAUGUUAACCGGGAGUCCAACUUUUGGCCUGGAUCUCCCGAAAAUCUUCGACUAUCAGGCCGGAACAGUUUUGUUUCCAACCAAGAAGUUGGAUCAAGCGAUGGUCUCAGCACUUGGCAAAAGAUUCAUUACGAAAUUCAUGCACCAAGACCCCUUCAUGCGCCCAACACUCCCCCUCGAUCCAAGGCGAGAUGCCAUUGCACAGUGGAUUGAACCAGCCAACUACUGGCAAGCCAAGGAACUGAAGUCAGUUCCACUAGCGACACUCUACCACAACAAGAUUCUACCGCCUACAAUGCAUUACACGCCUGACGGGAGCAAGCUGGUGCUGAUAGACUCCCAUACCAUUACCAUGCGUUCAAGUUCCGCCGGAUUCAUUAGCAGCUGGAUCUACGAGAACGACCGGCAUGCCGCAUACCGCGCUUCGGCUCUCUCGUCUUGCGGCAAGCGGCUGGCGGUGUAUGACGCACACUCCAAUGCCAUCAAGAUAUUUGACCUUGCGAAGAGGAGGAACACCGGACCAUCCAUCUCCUACCCCGUUUCUGAGCCACUCAUUACCCCCACGGUGUCCAAUUCCCCGUUUGUGCAAUUACAGCAGCCGCAAACAAUCCUCAACUUCCACCCUACCGGCUCUACACUUCUUUCCGCCUCCCCCAGCACCUUCACAACUCUUGAUCUAUCUGUUCUCCCGAAUCCUGCCGACCCCCUCCCGUACCAGCCCAAGACUGACUCCCGAGAAGAACCAAUUCUUAACGCUUGCUAUACCAAUGACGGCCUGGCAGUAGUUAUUUCCCGCAGAAACUUUACAACGUUUACCUUGCUAUCCACCGGGAAAAUCACCCGAAGAGUGGCGCAUCCCGUCCCCGCUCGCGUUAUAGCUAUUGCACCCGACGGACACCGCCUUAUCUUGGGGUCAAAGGAUGGCGAUAUCUGGUCUCUUUCUACUUCAUCGCUCAUCCAGUCAGAGGAAGGUUGUUGGGUACCGGUCUGGCGAGGGAUAGACGGAUAUCCUGUCGACUCUAUCGACAUUGCCCUGUCAUCUACCCCUUCAACUCGAGAGGGGGUUACUAGUGCUACCGCAGUUACGGUAGCGGUUGUUAGUGGGGAGAGAUUGACUCUUCUGUCCAUCGGUGAUGAUCAAGACGAUUGCUGCUUGGGAUGGGUCGAGUUCAAGAAACGGAAGGCGCUGAUUGCGAAGAUUAAGCCACGAGCGGAUAGUGAGAACCAUCAGGAGAUCGCGUUAUGGAGUGGAGGUGAAAGCAGGAUUACAUUCUUGAAGCUUGAGGGUUUUCAUGAAAAGGAUAAGGUUGAGGGUGGCAAUUACUUCAAGCGGCCCAUAGAGCCGACCGUCGCCGGAGAAAACGAGAACCACAACGAGAACGCGGAAGAGCAAAAGAAGGAGCAAGACUAUGUGUAUACAAGCACCGGAGGGAUCUUGAUUUGCGGAAGUGAGAUUGAGGUUGACGGCGCAAUUGAGAAGGAGGACGAUGAGGAGGGGCUUGAUGAGGAAACUAAGAAGGAAAAUGAGGAGGGAGAAGGGGCCAGUAGCUCUGGAUGUGGGAGUUGGGUUCUUGAUGGCUACAGUGAUGAGUAGUUAACCCACUUCUGAGGACACACGGGUAUGGGAAGGAAAGGAGAAAGAGUCAAAGACGAGUGUCUUUGAGUUGUCUGGAAUAAUUUUCGGUUCGAGGGAAACCAGAUGUGGACGGAAUGC